Molecule: messenger RNA, 1701 nt
Organism: Funneliformis geosporum
Lineage: Eukaryota; Fungi; Glomeromycota; Glomeromycetes; Glomerales; Glomeraceae
Source: the annotation of a GenBank genome assembly
AUGCAGGAAGUAACACCACGUUCAUCUACGACAUCGGUAGAUAUAUCUGCAAGAGGAAUAACUGGUCAAGAAGACAAUGAAGACAGUGCAGUUAAUUUGAAUUUUACAAAUAACGAUUCAUACUUGCAUGGCCAGAAUGAACACACGCAGAUUGUUCGAGGAAAUAAUAGAACUAUGAAAAUGAUAUUAUUGACUCAAUGUUUAGCUGGGCUUAUCAAAGUCAUUAAUGUCUUUAGUCUUAUAAUGCAACCUAUAGUUGGAUCGCUUUCAGAUAAUUCAAAGUCUAGAUUUGGCCGAAGAAGGCCUUUUUUAUUAGUCGGUAGUUUGCUAGUUAUAUGUGCUUUAAUAUGUAUGGGUUGGACUAAAGAAAUCGUUGGUUUAUUAUUUGGAAAAGAGUCUUCGACGACAAUUUUAUUAUCAAUGUGGUUGGCCGUUUUUUCGAUGUAUCUACUUGAUUUUGCAAUAAAUUGUGUUCAAGCAAGUUGUCGAGCUAUCAUUGUUGACAGUUUACCACCAUCUCAGCAAGAAGAAGGCACAGCCUGGGCUGGUAGAAUGGUUGGAAUUGGGAGUGUCGUAGGUUAUUUUAUGGGGUUCGUUAAUCUAGUCGAUAUAUUCCCUUUCUUUGGUAAAACUCAAUUACAAAUCCUAUGCGUUCUUGCAUCUAUAAUUUUAUUGGCUUCUGAUGCAUUAACAUGUUGGGCUGUUAAUGAAAGGAUUAACACUGAAAGUACGAGAAAAUCUACAAAUGCUUUAAAUACAGCUUAUGAGACAUUAUAUUCCAUUAUGAAAUCUGUUCGUAAUCUUCCAAAACCCGUUCAGCUAGUAUGUAACGUUCAAUUCUUUGCUUGGAUUGGUUGGUUCCCGUUUUUAUUUUAUGCAACCACCUGGGUAUCAGAAGUUCAUUCUCGUUCCACCAGUGAUUCACCCGAGAAAUCUUCUGAUGAUUCGGUUGGAGACUCCACGCGUGUUGGUUCUUUUUCCUUAUUAUUAUAUUCGCUUGUGAGUUUAUUAGCAUCUUUCAUCUUGCCAUUUUUGGUCAGUCCCGCCGGAGCAAAUGCUACUACUGCUAGGACAAAAUUGUCAUGGAAACAAUUAUUCCAACUUCCUUUUGCAUUUCUGACAGUACCAAAAUUAUGGACAAUUUCCCAUUUCAUUUUUGCAUUUUCGAUGUUAAUAACCUGGUUUGUAACUAGUGAUUUUCAAGCAAGUAUCGUAAUCAGUUUAUGUGGAAUUUCUUGGGCUAUAAUUAUGUGGGCACCAUUUUCAAUUUUGGGAGAAUAUAUUUCAAAAGAAUCUGGAACUGCUGGUCGAUGUAAUUAUGAAAUUGAGGAGGAAAACAAUCAAUUAAUAAGAACCUCAAAUGAAGAAACGAGAUCAGAACUACCAUUUAUAGAUUCACAUGGUGGUAUUUCAACUAAUGAUUCAUCAGAAGCGGGUGUAUUAUUAGGAAUUCAUAAUAUGUAUAUAGUAUUACCUCAAUUUUUAGUGACAUUUUUUAGUAGUAUAAUAUUUGCGAUAUUAGAACCCGGUGAUGAGGGUGGGAAUGAUACAAACAUCACAAGACAGCAUCCACCACAUCCACAUCCACAUCCACAUGACAAGAAAUUAAGUGCCGAUUCUAUUGGCUUUGUGUUAAGAUUUGGGGGUUUUAUGGCUAUUUUCGCGGGUAUCUUAUCCAUCAAAUUAUGGAAAAACAAAUAA